Struthio camelus australis is the source of this 258-nucleotide messenger RNA. The record is from RefSeq and is a predicted model, not a curated record. Lineage: Eukaryota; Metazoa; Chordata; Aves; Struthioniformes; Struthionidae.
CCACCCGGCCGCUGCCCCUCAGCAGCUCGGCCACCAUGCCCUCCAUACAGUGCAAACACCGGUCGCCCAACGGGGGGCUCUUUCGGCAGAGCCCGGUGAAAACACCGAUCCCAAUGUCGUUCCAGGCCGUGCCGGGGGGAGUCAUUCCGGAAGCGAUGGAGCCUUCUCACGGCACGUCCAUAUAGCCGGCACAAACAGUCUGACAACCAGCAGAGCUUUUUAAUACAGAAUUUAAAACAGAAAAAAAAAAAAAAAAAA